Messenger RNA from Vidua macroura (Pin-tailed whydah), 1840 nucleotides. It is a transcript of the gene MRPS35, whose product is annotated as mitochondrial ribosomal protein S35. The transcript is spliced from 8 exons. Lineage: Eukaryota; Metazoa; Chordata; Aves; Passeriformes; Viduidae. The record is from RefSeq and is a predicted model, not a curated record. Gene Ontology annotation, molecular function: structural constituent of ribosome. Gene Ontology annotation, cellular component: mitochondrial small ribosomal subunit. The coding region runs from base 357 to 1655 and encodes 432 amino acids. Gene Ontology annotation, biological process: mitochondrial translation.
UUCCCUUCGGUUAUGGGGUAAAAAAGUAAAUUCCCCCAAAAUAAAUUGAAGGAGACUGAGGGGAGAAGUUGUAUUUUAACUUGUGAGGGGAAAAAAAAACUUGACUUGGAGGAGACUGAGGGGGCCAUCUGCUGCUUCCUCAUGAGGGGAAGCAGAGGGGCAGCUCCCAUCUCUGCUCUCUGUGACCAGGAACAGGACUUGGAGAAUAGCCUCAAGUUGUGUCAGAGGAGGUUAGGCUGGAUAUCAGAAAAGGUUCUUCCUCCAGAGGGUGUGGGGCACUGCCCAAGCUCCCCAGGGCAUGGCCACGGCCCCAAGGCUGCCAGAGCUCCGGGAGCGUUUGGACAACGCUCUCGGGGAUGCACAGGGUGGGACUGUUGGUGUGUCUGUGCAGGGCCAGGACACGUUUCCAACCCGGGAUAUUCCCAGCUCAGAGCUCCACAGCAGCGCUCAGGGACAGAGCCCGGGAACCCUGCGGCUCCUCCCGGGGCAGAACAGGCCCUGCGGGGCUGCGUGAGGGCGGCGCCACCGCAUUCGCCCAUUCGGGGCCGGGCCCGAGCCGGCCGCCGUCGCGCCGGGCGGGGCCGCGGGAGGAGCGCGGCGGGGCCGGGAUGGCGGCGCGGUGCUGCCAGGCCGGGCUGAGCUGCGGGGCUCUGCUGUCCCAGGCUGUGCUGUCUCAGGCUGUGCUGUCCCGGGCCGCCGGCGGGGCCCCGGCCACGCCUCACUGGGGACGCGCCGCUUUUUCGUCGGCGCCCGCGGUGAGCGGCAGGGAAGGGCCGCAGCCUCGGGAAGGUUCAGUAAGGAGAAGAGGCAGGACACCACAGUUUGUAAGAUCAGCUGCACCCCCCAGGACGGAGAGGAUGGCUGUGGAUCAGGACUGGAGCAGUGUGUACCCAACAGCAGCUGCCUUCAAACCUGCUUCUGUGCCUCUCCCAAUCCGAAUGGGUUACCCAGUGAAGAGAGGAGUGCCUCCACCAAAAGAAGGCAACCUAGAACUUAUCAAGAUCCCCAAUUUUUUGCAUCUUACUCCUCCUGCAAUUAAGAAGCACUGUGCAGCUCUUAAAGAUUUCUGCACUGAAUGGCCAAGUGCUCUGGACAGUGAUGAGAAAUGUGAACAGCAUUUUCCCAUUGAAAUUGAAACAGUAGAUUAUGUUUCUUCAGGGACUUCUAUUCGGAAUCCCAAAGCAAGAGUGGUGACCUUAAGAGUUAAACUUUCUAACCUGAAUUUGGAUGACCAUGCAAAGAAGAAGUUCAUUAAGCUCGUGGGAGAGCGGUACUGUCAGAAGACAGAUGUGCUCACAAUUACAACAGAUAGGUGUCCCCUGAGAAGACAGAACUAUGAUUAUGGCAUGCACCUGCUCACAGUUCUGUACCACGAAUCCUGGAAAACUGAGAAGUGGGAGAGCGAGAAGUCUGAGGAAGACAUGGAAGAGUAUAUCUGGGAAAACAGUCGCUCUCAGAAAAAUGCCUUGGACACAUUGCUUCGAAUAAAAGCCUCAGAGAAUGUCAGUAAUGUCACUGAAGAGGAGCUGCUGGCAUCUGAAGUGGUUAAGAAUUACAGAAACUCGGUCACCGCGCUUAAAAACGAAGGUGAAACAGAAAGUAACAUGUCUCAGUACAAGGAAUCUGUGAAGAAACUACUGAAUAUACAAGCAUGAGAAGAGCAGAUCUGCAGUUACACCUGAUCAUUACAGAGAUGUUCAACUGCUGUGUUAGCAUUUCUAAUGAUAUGGAUAUAUAAUUAUUCAGAACUUGAACCAAAAAAUGAAACUUGACUAUGAGUUAAGUCCUGUCCAUGGCUCUUGUCCUUUGAAUAAAGUAUGUUUGGAUUCAUACUGGUAAC